GACCGCUGUAGAAGGACUCCCUGAUGCCUGCAGCCCGGGAGGAGCAUUAUGGAUUUGACUAAGAUGGGUCUGAUUCAGCUCCAGAACCCCAGCCACGCCACUGGCCUUCUCCAGAAAGCCAACCAGAUGCGCCUGGCCGGCACCCUGUGCGAUGUGGUGAUCCUGGUGGACAGCCAAGAAUUCCACGCCCACCGGACUGUCCUGGCGUGCACCAGCAAGAUGUUCGAGAUCCUCUUCCACCGCAACAGCCAGCAUUACACCUUGGAUUUCCUCUCGCCAAAGACCUUCCAGCAGAUCCUGGAGUACGCCUACACCGCCACCUUGCAGGCCAAAGUUGAGGACCUGGAUGACCUCCUGUACGCGGCGGAGAUCCUUGAGAUCGAGUACCUGGAGGAGCAGUGCUUGAAGAUCUUGGAGACCAUCCAGGCAUCAGAAGACAACGAGGCCGAAGUCAGCAUGACCGACGGCGGUGCCGAAGACGAGGAAGAUCGGAAGUCCCGGUACAUUAAGAACAUCCUGCUCUCCAAGCAUUCCAGCGAAGAGAGCGGCUACUCCAGCCUGGCCGGUCAGGGCCUGAUGGGGACGAUGGUGGAACACAGCCCCUCGGUCUCCACCUCCUUCGGCCUGGCGGCCAUGAGCCCCACCAAGACUGCCGUGGACAGCUUGAUGAGCAUUGGACAGUCGCUCUUGCAGGGGGCUCUGCCCCGCCAGGCCCUCGAGGACUUGCACUCUGCCAAUGGCCGGUGCCCGGCCGUGUCCGAGCUGAAGACCGAAGCCAUGCAGGUAGAGGAGGCCUCCAGCCACGAGAGCCCCAGGUCGGGGGAGCUGGGCGCUUCCGGGGGGGACAAAGCAGAGGAUAAAAGCAAGCAGGGGCCUGGCACCCCCACCCGCAGCAGCGUCAUCACCAGCGCCCGGGAACUUCACUAUCCCCGGGACGACAACGCGGAGCAGCCCCUCGAGGCGGUCCAGGGCCCCCCGGUUGGGCCGGACCUCCUGGCCUCCCACGGGGAGAAGCCGAUGGGCAUGUACUCGGUGCUGCCCAACCACAAGGGCGAGUCCAUGCUGGGCCUGCCCGUCUCCAUGGCCCCCACCCUGCACGUCCAGCCGGCCCUGGCCGUCUCCAUGGACUUCGGCUCCUACGGAGGGCUCCUCCCGCAAGGCUUCAUCCAGAGGGAGCUCUUUAACAAACUCGGGGAACUGGCCGUGGGGAUCAAAACCGAACACCGGAGCGUCGGGGAGCAGUGCAGCGUUUGCGGGGUGGAGCUGCCGGACAACGAGACGGUGGAACAGCACAGGAAACUGCACAGUGCAAUGAAGACAUAUGGGUGUGAAUUGUGUGGGAAAAGAUUCCUUGACAGUCUCCGCCUUCGGAUGCACUUACUGGCUCAUUCAGCAGGUGCCAAAGCUUUUCUCUGUGACCACUGUGGUGCACAAUUCUCUAAGGAAGAUGCCCUGGAGAGUCACAGGCAGACUCACACUG
Molecule: messenger RNA, 1480 nt
Organism: Thamnophis sirtalis
Lineage: Eukaryota; Metazoa; Chordata; Lepidosauria; Squamata; Natricidae
Source: RefSeq, a predicted model, not a curated record